Westerdykella ornata is the source of this 1831-nucleotide messenger RNA. RefSeq lists its product as uncharacterized. The transcript has 2 exons. The record is from RefSeq and is a predicted model, not a curated record. NCBI's taxonomy places the organism in Eukaryota, Fungi, Ascomycota, Dothideomycetes, Pleosporales, Sporormiaceae. Bases 1 to 1464 code for a protein of 487 amino acids.
AUGGGCCUCCCCCGUUGGCGCGACGUCUCGCCCGACGCAAAAGAGGUCACGUCCAACAAGGUCGAUCGCACGGCCCCAGCGCGCUCGCCUAUCCGUCGCCGCAACGCAACGCGUCAACCUCGCAUCCACCGCGAUCGCGCCCCCCAGGUCCAAGCCCUCGAGAACUUCAUCGCUGGCCGCCUUCGCCAGGCCGAGUCCUCCAGGCGCUUCAGACUGGACGCGUCCCAUGUCGACGUGUCCGCCGCCGCGCCUCCUCCCCCGCCACCCGUCCCCGAAUCCACCCACUACGCGGCUCAGGGCAGCGACUCUGCGCGCGAGAACCAGCUCAGGCAAGCCCAGGCAUUCCUGCAGAGACCUUUGGCCACCACCACCACCGCUGCAUACACUCCCAACUUUGCGCCUGCUGCUGCUGCUGCUGCGCGCAAUCCAGCCCGCGACGGCUUGGACGACGCGCUCAACUGGAGCCCCCUUGACGCCGACAUCCCCGACGUCGACCAUGUCGACCCCGAGGAAGGCCAUGUCGACCACGGCCGCGAUGUCGCCAGCAUGCCCCCCCUCCGCCGGAUGGGCCGCCGCAGGAUUGCCCAUCCUCCGCUACCGUCCAGCUCGCUGCGGGAGUCGUGGAGCCCGGCGACGAGCGUGGAUGGUCUGGGUGACCGCGAGCGCAGCGUCAGCCCAGUCGCCGACCACUGGGAUACCUUCUUGAGCACCGUUGCCCCCGAUCCACUUGCGCCGAGCGCAGACUCCUCCUUCACCUCCGCGGCCGCUUCUGCCUCCUUCUCCAACUCCAACCCCAGCUCGCGCGCCGGGAGUUCCAACUCCGCUUCGUCUUCGCGGACCCACCUCACGGUGCCGUCGCAGCGACAGUCUCCCCCGGACGAGCCCAUGCGUGUCUGCGAUACCGACGACAGCAGCUCCGGGUCCGACUUCGACGAGGAAGAGUUUGACACAGUAUCCUUUGUGCCGGACGAGGACCGGUCCGGCUCGACAUACCGCCAGGUGGCUGAUGAAGCGGCCACGUUGGAGAGAUCGCAGCAGAGGCUCCGGCAGCUCCAGCGAGAGAUUAGAUUUGGGUACCGACGACUCAGGAGGAACAACCAACAACGAGAGUCGGUUGAACAACAACGGAGAGAAAGGGAGAGAUCGGCGAGGAGGCUUCGUCCCCAUCACCGCGCCGUGACUCAACGCCAGCUGGACGAACGCACGGGCGAGGUAUCGCGCCACCUGGACGGGGCGGAGCAAACCCUCUCAGAUGAGAGUCACGAGUUCAUUCGUCGUAGGGUAGCUGACUACGUCCCCGAUAUGCGUGUGGUCAAUGAGGCGGAGGGGAAUGAAGCGGAUGCCCGCAGCAACGAGCAGGGCGUGACUCCGUGGGCGGAGGUGCAAACCAACCUGCGUGAUCUGCGGGCGAAUAUCCAGGAGAGCGUUGGACAUUCGGCUUUGGCCGCAAGUCAACGGGUCUGAAAAGCAUGCCUUUCUCGUGGGAGAAGAGGGGGCGUUUAUCCAUGUUUCACCAUGGCUUCAUAUAUCUGUUCGUUUUCUUCUCCGCCCGAUGUUCCUUUGAGCAAGUGGUCAUCUGGACGGCUUCGAUUAUGGAUCCUGGGUAUCCUAUCUUCACCUUGCAUGCGGAUGAUGACACCGUCUGAAGCAGAAGAAGAGGAAGAUUGACUUUCCUUGGUGGGGUUUAUGUAUUGUAUGAUUUUCUCCCUUUGGCUAUGCGGGUAUCUCUCGGGAUCCGUCCUACAGAUUCCACCCAUGGACAAGGAAAUGGAGCGGGAACAAGUCAAUGAAUGGAAAAGUUGGAUGCGCCGAGCGCGCGCCGAGCAUGACU